Rhinolophus ferrumequinum (greater horseshoe bat) is the source of this 933-nucleotide messenger RNA. It is a transcript of the gene TNFRSF13B, whose product is annotated as TNF receptor superfamily member 13B. Gene Ontology annotation, molecular function: protein binding. The transcript is spliced from 5 exons. Gene Ontology annotation, cellular component: plasma membrane. Lineage: Eukaryota; Metazoa; Chordata; Mammalia; Chiroptera; Rhinolophidae. The record is from RefSeq and is a predicted model, not a curated record. Bases 28 to 933 code for a protein of 301 amino acids.
CUAAGCCUAAUAAUAACAUCCUGAGUAAUGAGUGGCCUGGGCCGGAGCAGGCAAGGUGGCUGGAGCGGGGCAGGCCAGGAGGAGCCAUCUCCGCAGGGCCUGCAGAUGAGGGUGACCAUGAAGCCAUGCCCGGAAGAGCAAUACUGGGAUCAUCUGCUGAACAUCUGCCUCUCCUGCAAAUCCAUCUGCAGCCGUAAGAUUCCACAAACCUGUGCAGACUUCUGCAAGUCACUCAGUUGCCGCAAGGAGCAAGGCAGGUACUAUGACUUGCUCCUGAGGGACUGCAUCAGCUGCGCCUCCAUCUGUGGACGUCACCCCAAGCAAUGCACAUACUUCUGUGAGAACAAGUUCAGGAGCCAAGUGAACCUCCAACCAGAGCUUAGAAGACAACAGAUAGAAACCAGGUCAGACAUCUUUGGAAGGUACCAAGGAUCAGAGCACAGAGUCUCGGAGGCAGGUCCAGGGCCUCACUGCUGUCUUAUAGCCCCUCCAGGGCUGAAGCUGAGCGCUGAUCAGCUGGCCCUGGUCUACAGUACGCUGGGGCUGUGUCUUGGCACCGUCAUCUGCUGCUUUCUCCUGGCCGUGGCCUGCUUCCUCAAGAGGAGAGGGGACCAGUUCUCCUGCCAGCUCCCCCCAGGGCCAUGUCAGACCCGGGCCAAGUCCUCCAAUGAUCACUGGAUGGAAGCUGGGAGCGCGGCGGACGUGGCGGACGGGCCGCCGGAGCCAGUGGAGACCUGCAGCUUCUGCUUCCCCGAGUGCAGGGUGCCCACCCAGGAGAGCACCGGGGGCACGCCGGGGACCCCCGGCCCUGCAUGCGCUGGGAGGUGGGGGUGCCCCGACCCAACGGUAGCCGGACAGCUCUGCUCGGGACACCCGGACAGCAGCCUUGAGGUCGUGUGUGCAGCUGCCCAGGAGGGGGGCCCGGCCACAUGA